ACUCAAAAACCUCUUUAAUACUAAAGGACUACAACGUUUGACUUUUAUCAUCGUGACGUAAUUUCCGGGAUCAUGGCCGUCAAAACAGCGGCAAGUAUUUGUCAACUUGAUCCCAAACUUAGUUUUAGGGAUCCGAUUUAUGUUUAAGGUGCCACCUCGGGUUUUCGGAUCCAUAAGAUCCGAUUCUCCGUGGCGUGUCGCGCAUGUUGGUGCGCUGGUGUUAAAAUAUGACACUUAAAUCCACGUUCGUCAGCAGCGGGUAGGUGAAUGUAAACUUGGUUUUGCAGACGAGUACUAUGCAAAUGUCCUUUAGCAAGUUUUCGCAAAGGGCAACACUGCGAAAUCGGAUCCCGUCCUGUCGUUCUCCAGAUGGAGCAAACACUACUUAUUAUUAACCUGAUGAUAUUUGACUCAGAUGCUCAGUAAUAUCAUGGCUUGUAGUUCUGGCUCCGGUGCAAAAAUGUCCAGUCCAAAUGUCAGCACGUCGACGAUGGCGGUGACUCCGGGGGCUGUGGAUCAGAAGACGAGCCCGGUGUUAUUCGAGAUUUACGGAGAGAUCUGGAACGUGCAGGCUCGUUUGGGUCAGGGCGUAUCGGCCUCGGUGUACCGGGUCAGCUCCGGUCGGGCGAGCACCGCUGCGGUGAAGGAGUUUCAGGCAGACACGCAGGGUGGAGAUUACGGGUUCCUUAAGGAAAGAUCCGUGCUGGAGAGCAUACAGGGACACAAAAAGAUCGUGACCCUCUAUGGUGUGUUCACCAAUCACAACCCAUUUGGUGUGGCCACUCGUUGCCUGUUACUAGAGCUUUUGGAUGUGAACGUGUCAGAUCUACUGGUCAGGGCCAGUAACCAGGGGCACUCCAUGUGGUUGAUUCAGCACUGUGCCCGUGACGUUUUGGAGGCCCUCAGCUUCCUGCACAGAGAAGGUUACGUGCAUGCCGAUCUCAAGCCCCGUAAUGUUCUCUGGAGCGCUGAUGACGAGUGUUUUAAGCUCAUUGAUUUUGGCCUAAGCUACAGAGAGGGACACCAGGAUGUGAAGUACAUCCAGACAGAUGGCUACAGGGCCCCUGAAGCUGAGCUGCAGAACUCAUUGGCUCAGGCGGGUCUGGGGGGAGACUCCGGCUGCACAACUGCCGUGGACCUGUGGAGUCUGGGCAUCGUUCUUCUGGAGAUGUUCUCAGGAACCAAACUAAAAGAAAUUGUGAAGUCUCAGGAAUGGAAGGAUAACAGUUUUGCAAUAGUAGACCACAUCUUUUCAAGCAAUGCAUUGGUUUACCCUGCUAUUCCUGUCUAUCAUCUGAGGGAUCUCAUCAAAAGCAUGCUCCACAAUGACCCUAAACUCAGAAGCACAGCGGACGUGGCAUUAGUCGACCCUUUCUUCAGCAUUCCCUUUGCACCUCAUAUCGAAGAUCUGGUUCUUUUGCCUACACCUGUUCUAAGACUACUAAACGUAAUAGAUGACAGUCACCUGUAUAACGAAGAUGAGUAUGAAGACAUCGUUGAGGACAUGAAAGAAGAAUGCCAGAAGUACGGCACCGUCGUGUCUUUAUUGAUUCCUAAAGAGAAUCCCGGCAAGGGUCAGGUGUUUGUGGAGUAUGCAAAUGCUGGAGACUCCAAAGAGGCCCAGAGACUGCUGACGGGCCGAACGUUCGACGGCAAGUUUGUGGUCGCUACGUUUUACCCACUGAGUGCCUAUAAGAGGGGUUAUUUAUACCAAACUGUGCAGUGAGAAGCUGCGCUCCGUUCUUCAGAGUGGAUAACCUCACAAUCUCAUUCGUAUCAAUGUUUAAGAUUUACUCAAGAUCAUAUAUGUGAAUAUAGGCACUCACACAUUUGGGUUUAACAAAGAGGAAAGUGUAGGUGUCGGCUUCCACACCAUAAUACGAUGCUUUUAUGUACUGUGUGAGAACUUAUAUUUAUGUUUCCUCACCUUUUUUGCUGUUUUAGCGGUGGUACUGAUGCACUGCUUUGGUUUACACUGCCUUUAUAACCACUGAUCACUUUAGAGACUAGGUUAACUUAGUCCUCGAAUGUCUACUAUUCCUUAAUUUGUAGUUCACGCGGCUUGUUUUCUUUUUCCGUCAUUAUAUUUAGUCAUGAUAUGUAUUUCCAGUGAUUCUGCACAUAUAUUUAAGCUACUGGUGAAAUACACUGGCUUGCAUGCACUGUGCCGUGGUUGAGCUUUGCGUUCGACUUGACCACGAGAGCUGUUGAACCACAUCACCCCAAAGAUAGAAAUCCAACUUUAGAUAGAGCACAACGGACGACAGAGCGGGUAAACGUGCUGGAAAUUCUGAAGUGAAUUUUCUUUAUUCAGGGUUGACUGGAAUGGGACUCCAUGUCAAAAGCCACAAUUUUUGUCUCAUUCUGAAUGUGUGUCAGGAGAUUUUUUUUACUUUGAAUUCCAAAGGUACAAUUUCAGUUUAGCCUAGUUGGACAAAAUAUUUUUAGAUUCUUAGUAAAACACAAUUGUACUAGGAUGUGCACAACAAAAGCGUAACUUCUAUAACACAUUUGUGAUGGGUGGGGUGGGAAUAGUAAUACUCUAUAUAUUCCUUUGGCUGAUUUAACAUUAUUACAGAAAUAUGUCUACAAUACUCUUGUUAGAGUCAGUUGUGGAGUUUAUUGUUUAUGUAAUAACUGCGUGCUUUUGCAAUCACAACAUUAUUGAAAGGCUUUUCCAGUUAUGAUAGUUGUAAGCGUUCCUGGUUGUGGUGUGUUUGUGUCUGUGAUUUCAUUGCAUGACAUUUUGGAUUCUUAAACUGCUACAGAGCUUUCUGACAGAUUAACAGUUGUUCACAAGAGCUUUCUAAAGUAUAGAGGACUUGAAUGAAUGAAAUAUACUAUAUUGUCCUUAGUAAGGAAAUUUGCUGUGGACUUCAAUAGCUAAAACAUUGUGUUUUGACAUGUUGGUGGUUUGUCAGUUUUCCAGUUUUUUUUUUACUGAUUUUGAGAUUCUGUCCUAAUCGCGAAGUCAUUCUGUGUUAUGUCUUACAGUCUUGAAGUAUUUAGUAUUCUCAGUUUUAAAGGCUGUGAGCUCUAAUAUAGUACAAUGUGAGAAAAGAACAGACUUAUAAGAAUGCAAAAAGAAUUUAUUUUUUACUCAUGUUGAUUUCAUGACAACGUGGCCUAUACAAGUCUAUGAGAAUGUUGCUGUAAGGAAGGGACAAUUUAAAUGAAGUGAUAUGCAUGUUCCAAGUGUGCCAUUCCAGUUCUGGGAAAUUUACAUUGCUCAAAUUCCGACUGUGAACUUAAAAGUGUGAUUGAUCCAGACUUUAUGCACAAGAAAUCUUUUAGUAUGCUGACUAUAAAUCUAUUGCUGACAAUGUGUGACAUUUGACUUGGUUUGGAAAAUCUAUUUAUUAGAAGUGUUUGUGCUAUGCGUUGAUGAAAUGUAAUCAUUUAGGCAUGAUGCUACAAAUGACAGCUGUUAUAUGGGGGGAUAAACUUUCCAAACACAGAGAGAUCCUGUUAGAGCUCAGAUGAAUGAUUGAAGAUAAUAAAAACACAAGUAGUCUCGGACUAUUGCUAAUCCAAGUUCCUGAGAUAGCAGUUUACAAUAAGAGUCUAUUUCCAUGUCUUUCGUACUUUUAUGCCUUCCAUAUUGAGCCAGAUUGAAGAUUUACUGUGAGCAAAUAUAACUGACUCUUAGCAUGUUUAAUAAUAGUAACAGAAUUUCUUCUAAUAUAUUAGUUACAACUUAAAUAAAUUAUAUUCGGGCUCCCCGCGGUCAUAGAAACCUGGAAAUAUUAGGGAUUGUCAUUCACGGGUCUAAAACUUUGAAAAAUAUACUUUAAAAGUGUCGAAAACAUCUAUAACAUAAUUAUUACAAACAAGCUCUGAUAUAUUUCGAAAGGGCUCUUUGUAUGUGCAGUUUCUAUAAGAAGAAAUUCUAGUUUGACAAUUGAUACAAUCCAAAAUUAAAUGAAAAUGACACUAUUUUCAGGAUCAAGGCCAAGCAUUUAAAAUGACAGAAAGGGAUAUUUUCCUCAGGCAAAAUCAUCAAAGAUUCUCAAAUACAGUCUUGAUGUCCCCUUUAACACUUUAAAGGGUUUCAGAUUCAAUAAGCACAAAUUUUCUUUUUAGACUUCAGAAAUUAAUGUUAUAUAGAACCAGAGAUGGGUGGUCUGCCAGGGAUCAUUUCAUACUGCCUUAAGUUUAAAUACAGUACCGUUUAAAAGUUCAUGGUCACUUAUUCAUUCAUUCUUUUAUUUUUUAUAUAAAGUAAAUACUCUAAAAAUUAUUGUGUGACUAAAACAAUAAAUCUGCAGAAUCUUUACCCUGAGAUGCUUUUUAAACAAAAUUGAGGGAGUUCCCAUCUAUUCGGGCUUCUUAUCGACUCCAUUAUUAGAUGUGAAGGGAUAGUUCACCCAAAAAAGAAAAUCCCCCAAGUUGUUCCAAACCUGUAUAAAUUAGUUUGUUCUGUUCAAUACAACGAAAGAUAUUUGAAAGAAUGUAAGCAACUGACAGUUCUGAGACAUCAUUGACUACCAUAGUUGGGAAAAUUAAAAUGUCAAAGGUGCCCAGAACUGUUUGCUUCCCUACAUUCUUCAAAAUAAUAUUUCCGGCUAAGGUAGUCAAUGGUGCCUCAGAAAUGUCAGUUUCUAACAUUCUUCCAAAUAUCUUUCUUUGUGUUCAUCAGAACAAAGAAAUUUAUACAGAUUUGGAACAACUUGAGGGCUUGAGGGUAAAUGAAGAUAGAUUUUUUUUAUUUUCGAAAUUAAUAAGUUGUCCUAGUUAUGUUUUUGUCUAUAAAGCUAAUACUGAAAAUCUUCAGAUCAAAAGUUUUUAUGAUCAUGAGAAGCAUUUUAGUUGAGUGAUCCUAAACUUUUAAACGGUAAUGUAUAGAUUGAAUUUGUAUGCUGUAAACAGUCAGUAGAUGCUGACUGAAAAAUGAAAGAAAAGUGCCAAAAAAUAUUUCUUGUUUUUCAGAGCCUUCUUUUAUCCCACCAGCAACCCUGCAGAACUACCCAAGAGUGCAGGGAAGCCAUAUAUAUGUUUAUGUCUCAGAAAUGCCUUUAGAAAACAGCUGGUUUUGGCUAUAUUUGUUUCCGAAACAGUAGAUGAUAUGCAUUGAUAUGCCAGACAUCCUUCCUAGAAUAAAAACAAAGUGCUGCAUUUUGGCUGGCCUGUGUGUCUGUAGAGGGCAAUAAGCCUGCCAAGGUAAAAACAAGGUAAAACAGUUGGAAAUUAAAUUCUCUGUGCAUUAAUGAGACUUGCAGGGUAAUAAAUUUGGUGGUUGAAUAGUGAAAAGUAGCAAUCCUUACCCCAAGAUGUCUAAAUUCUGUGCAGGAAACUAGAAAAUUGAGCCAGAUGCCUUUUGGUCUUAUGGUUAUUAUGAAGAUUUAUGAUGAUUUUCUCUAUAACCCUCACUGAUGAUCCAGACGAUUUUUCUGAUUUAUUGGUUUUAAUACGGCAUGAUCGACAGAAAGAAACGGCACGUACCACGCCAUUUGAUAGACUGCAUAUGACCUGCUAAGGAGAUGCCAAGAAAUUUUUGUGACGUUGCAAACAUUUAAUGAGGAUGAGUGAACUUUUAGAGCCAAUAAGGGCAUAGACUGCCAUAAAUCAUGCAUGGAUGAAAUAUACUUUGAGGUGUUUGCAAAAGUAGUGUUUAUAGUACAUUUGUGGUACAUUAUGGGUUACAGUAUAAGAAAAGCGGAUGUUGGGUUUAUAAUAUGAAAGCAGUAAGGAAUCAUGUGACUUCUGUGUUUUACAUUUAAAUGAUUUAUUAGUUUUUUCCCUUUAAAACCUUUUUUUCGUUUUUUCCCUUUAAAACCUUUUUUUCUGCUGUUCAUGAGACUUUGCCAGUGAUUUUGUUACUGACAAUAUACAGAAAACAGUGACAUUGCUUUGCAAAAAUGUUAUAAAAAUGUAUAUUUUGACACAUGAAUUAAUAGAUGCAGAUUAAUAUGUUGAGGUAAUCUAGCCUCACAGGAAAUAAAUUAAAACAAUUUUACAUAUUAAUAUUUGUCAGUCGCCAUUAAAAGUCUCCAAAGUUGUAUUAUUUAAAUGCAAAUAUUCACAUUGUACGUGUACUAAUGCUGGGUUGUCUUUUAUCAUGUGUAUCAAUUUCUCGUAGCUCAUAAUUUGGCAUUAUUUUCAACGAUUAUUUUAUAAGACAAUCAUGUGUUUCCUGAUGGCCUAAACCAUUUUGCGUUUCCUAUCAUGCCUGAGGCAAAAAUGCAAUUGGUUGAAACUUAAGAUAAAUCGUUCUGCCUUGAAGUCCACAUAUGUGGCUGGGAAUACUAUUUGAAACUUGAACAUUUCACACAGUAGAAAAACAAUCGCCUGAAAAUAGUUUAGCGCGAGGAGUGUUUCAUGUGUUAGUUAGAUUUGAGUGGAAAGAUGUUUGUCCAUUAAAGAUCAUGGCAUGACUUCAGAGCUCUAGAUGAUAAGGAUGACGUUCAUGUUUCUCACAAUAAAAUGUUUGUGUGUGUCUUGCA
Triplophysa rosa is the source of this 6443-nucleotide messenger RNA. RefSeq names its product U2AF homology motif (UHM) kinase 1 (gene uhmk1). Lineage: Eukaryota; Metazoa; Chordata; Actinopteri; Cypriniformes; Nemacheilidae. Gene Ontology annotation, cellular component: neuronal ribonucleoprotein granule; nucleus. Gene Ontology annotation, molecular function: ribonucleoprotein complex binding; ATP binding; RNA binding. The record is from RefSeq and is a predicted model, not a curated record. Gene Ontology annotation, biological process: positive regulation of translational initiation; peptidyl-serine phosphorylation; regulation of protein export from nucleus. The transcript is spliced from 8 exons. The coding region runs from base 416 to 1726 and encodes 436 amino acids.